This is a messenger RNA of Erinaceus europaeus (western European hedgehog), 909 nucleotides long. Its product is annotated as olfactory receptor 4C3D. Lineage: Eukaryota; Metazoa; Chordata; Mammalia; Eulipotyphla; Erinaceidae. Gene Ontology annotation, molecular function: G protein-coupled receptor activity; olfactory receptor activity. Gene Ontology annotation, biological process: G protein-coupled receptor signaling pathway. The transcript has a single exon. Gene Ontology annotation, cellular component: membrane. The coding region runs from base 1 to 909 and encodes 302 amino acids. The record is from RefSeq and is a predicted model, not a curated record.
AUGGAAAGUCCACGAAACAUCACCGAAUUUUUCAUGCUGGGACUCUCACAGAACCCAGAGGUACAGAGAGUUUUAUUUGUGCUCUUUUUCAUUGUCUAUCUGGUCUCUGUCGGAGGCAACUUACUUAUUAUGAUCACCAUUGUCUUCAGCUCUGCCUUGGGUUCCCCAAUGUACUUUUUCCUCUCAUAUUUGUCUUUCAUCGAUACUUGCUAUUCCUCAUGCAUGACCCCCAAACUCAUCGCUGACUCUUUAUAUGAGGGGAGAGCCAUUUCCUUUGAGGGCUGCCUGGCUCAGUUCUUUGUUGCCCAUUUAUUGGGAGGAACUGAGAUCAUCCUGCUCACAGUGAUGGCCUACGACCGCUACGUGGCCAUCUGCAAGCCCCUGCACUACACAACCAUCAUGACCAGGCAUCUCUGUGCCAUACUGGUGGGGGUGGCAUGGCUGGGGGGCUUCUUGCAUUCAUUGGUUCAGCUCUUCCUGGUUCUUCAGUUGCCCUUCUGUGGGCCCAAUGUGAUCAACCACUUUGUCUGCGACUUGUACCCCUUGCUGGAACUCGCCUGCAUGGACACAUAUGUCAUUGGUCUGCUGGUGGUGGCCAACAGUGGAGUGAUCUGCCUGUUGAACUUCCUCAUGCUGGCUGCCUCCUACAUUGUCAUCCUGCGCUCCCUGAGGUCCCACAGUGCAGAGGGGAGACGCAAGGCCCUCUCUACCUGUGGGGCUCACUUUACUGUUGUUGCCCUCUUCUUUCUGCCCUGCAUAUUUAUUUACAUGCGACCAUCGUCUACUUUGUCCAUGGACAAAAUAGUGGCUGUGUUUUAUUGUAUUUUGACACCUAUGUUCAACCCUCUGAUUUAUACUUUGAGAAAUGCAGAGGUGAAAAAUGCCAUGAAGAAUCUCUGGAAAAAAUGA